Cloeon dipterum is the source of this 1399-nucleotide messenger RNA. RefSeq names its product argininosuccinate synthase (gene Ass). Gene Ontology annotation, biological process: urea cycle; L-arginine biosynthetic process. Gene Ontology annotation, cellular component: cytoplasm. NCBI's taxonomy places the organism in Eukaryota, Metazoa, Arthropoda, Insecta, Ephemeroptera, Baetidae. The transcript is spliced from 7 exons. Gene Ontology annotation, molecular function: argininosuccinate synthase activity; ATP binding. The record is from RefSeq and is a predicted model, not a curated record. The coding region runs from base 126 to 1364 and encodes 412 amino acids.
CUAAUGAAUGAUAACCUAGACUGUCGACCUUCCAAAAACUCCCAAGAUCGUGUUGCAGCUUCACAUUCAGUUGCUGGGAACACCCAUUGCGUUGGCUGCGGGUGUGCUGUGUGAGAGCUUUUGAUAUGCCUGCGAACAGCGUAAUUUUGGCCUACAGCGGAGGGCUUGACACUUCCUGCAUUCUAGCCUGGCUCGUGGAAAAAGGUUUUCAGGUCACGGCCUACCUGGCGGAUAUAGGCCAGGAAGAGGACUACGUGGCGGUACGCAAGAACGCCUUGUUACUGGGAGCUAAAGAGGUAGUAAUUGAUGACCUGAAGAGCGAGUUCGUGUGUGAAUUCGCGUGGCCUGGGGUGGCAUGUGGCCUGCGAUAUGAGGGCCGAUACCUUCUGGGCACAAGUUUGGCCAGGCCGGUGAUCUGCAAGGGCCUGGUGCGAGCCGCCCUCGAGAGAAACAUUGGCCAUUUCGCCCACGGAGCCACUGGCAAAGGAAACGACCAAGUUAGGUUCGAACUUGGCUGCGCGGCUUUGGCACCUCACCUCAAAGCGAUCGUACCUUGGAGAGAUGCCGAGUUUACUAGGCGUUUCAAAGGACGUCAAGACCUGAUUGCCUACGCCAAGGCGAAGGGAUUCCCUGUGCCCGCCACUCCUGCUGCGCCAUACAGCACCGACGCGAAUCUCCUGCAUAUCAGCUACGAGUCGGGGAUGCUGGAAGAUCCGGCUGUGUCGGCUCCGAAGGGCAUUUUCAACAUGACGACCGAUCCUGAGGAUGCGCCUGAUGUUGCGCAGGAUAUUGAAAUUGGCUUCGAAAAGGGUCUGCCUACGAGCGUCAAAGUGCUCCCCGACGGAGCAGAAGUGAGCAAAAGCCCUGUGGAGCUAUUCACCAUUCUGAAUGCCGUGGCUGGCAAGCACGGAGUCGGUCGUAUUGACAUUGUGGAGAACCGCUUCAUUGGUCUCAAGUCACGCGGAGUGUAUGAAAGCCCAGGAAUGACUGUGCUCUUUUUGGCCCAUUUGGAUUUGGAAACGUUCUGCUUGGAUCGCGAAGUUCUCAAGGCCAUGAGAGGAUUGAAAGAUUCCAUGACCGACUUCGUUUACAACGGAUUCUGGUUCAGUCCAGAAUGCAACUUUGUGCGCGAUUGCUUGCUUAGAGGGCAGAACGACGUGAACGGCAAAGUUAAAGUGCGCCUUUUUAAAGGAUCAGUCUCCGUUUUGAGUCGAAAGGAUAGUGGCAGUGGAUCGCUUUACAACCAAGCUCUUGUUUCGAUGGACGAGGAAGGUGGAUUUACUCCGUCUGACUCGACAGGCUUUAUCAAUUGCCAUGCACUUCGUUUGCGCGAGUACGCCAGAUACAGGAGUAAUUUGAAGUGAAAAUCGCUGAAAUAAAAUAUCGCUUGGUAGUUGGA